Molecule: messenger RNA, 390 nt
Organism: Helobdella robusta
Lineage: Eukaryota; Metazoa; Annelida; Clitellata; Rhynchobdellida; Glossiphoniidae
Exons: 3
Coding region: 1-390 (129 amino acids)
Biological process (GO): rRNA processing
Molecular function (GO): peptidyl-prolyl cis-trans isomerase activity; DNA binding
Source: RefSeq, a predicted model, not a curated record
AUGCCAGCAAAGAAAAAUAGUGGAAAAUUGAAAACAGAUGAGGGCAAUUCAUCAAAAGCUGAAAAUGCUGCCAGUGGAGGUAAGCAGAGCAAAAGUGGCACAGCUGUUAAAGUUCGUCACAUUCUCUGUGAGAAACAGUCCAAAAUCUUAGAAGCAUUAGAAAAAUUGAAGGCUGGAGAAAAAUUCAAUGAAGUUGCUUCCAAAUAUAGUGAAGAUAAAGCUCGUCAAGGGGGUGACUUGGGUUGGAUGACACGUGGAAGCAUGGUCGGUGCAUUUCAAGAUGCAGCAUUUGCUUUACCAGUUAGCAACUUACAAAAUGCCAUCUACACAGACCCUCCCGUUAAAACAAAUUUUGGCUACCACAUAAUCAUGGUUGAGGGCAAGAAAUAA